AUGGAGAGGCAGACGAGGGAGGAGGAGAUGUUGCAGUCACAGUCACAGAAUUGCUCCAGUAGGUGUAGGACGGUGAAGCCGAAGUUGGAAGAAGAGAAAUCAACAACAAUGGAGAAAACAGAAGAUGAUGUCGCACUCACACUCACACGUAAUAAUGCGAAUGAUAAGGUCCGGGCAAUUUUUGUUGUAGAAAAUGCUUCUCUGACAAAGGGCUUCGUUCGAAAGAGGUGGAAGAUUCUGGAUUCAGAAGAAGACGCUGAUUUCCUGCUCAAGCAAAAGAAGGAUCUAAAUGAUUUUAGGCCUGGACGGGUUUACGAGGCUCUUCGUGCGAUUUUGGAUAGCAAACUUAAUAAAGCCGGUAUGGUAGGAGCUGUGUAUGUGAAAACUGAUCAAGGAGUUUUAUUUGAAAUUAAACCCCAUGUUCGUAUACCAAGAACGUGCAAGCGCUUUUGUGGAGUCAUCUUGGAGUUACUAGGGCAUAAAUGCAUUCGUGACAAAGAUACAAAUGAAAUUCUUAUGCGUGUCAUUGAGGAACCUGUAACGCGACAUUUACCUGUCAACUCUCGCGUCGUAGGUCUCUCUUAUAGUUCAGAAAAGUUGGUUGACAUUGAUGGAUAUGUCAAUUCUGGCAGUGAUGAAUUAAAUCUUGUUUUUGUGGUGGGUGCAAUGGUCCAUGGGAAAAUCAGUAAGGAGUAUACAGAUGAUUUCAUAUCAGUUUCGAAUUAUCCAUUGAGUGCGCAAUACUGCAUAGGGUUGAUUUGCGAGUCAUUGGAGCAUAAAUGGAAAAUCUUCUGA
Messenger RNA from Prunus mume (Japanese apricot), 795 nucleotides. RefSeq lists its product as uncharacterized. Lineage: Eukaryota; Viridiplantae; Streptophyta; Magnoliopsida; Rosales; Rosaceae. Gene Ontology annotation, biological process: rRNA base methylation. Gene Ontology annotation, cellular component: small-subunit processome; nucleus. The record is from RefSeq and is a predicted model, not a curated record. Gene Ontology annotation, molecular function: rRNA (pseudouridine) methyltransferase activity; rRNA binding.